Colletotrichum truncatum is the source of this 753-nucleotide messenger RNA. RefSeq lists its product as uncharacterized. The record is from RefSeq and is a predicted model, not a curated record. Gene Ontology annotation, molecular function: oxidoreductase activity. NCBI's taxonomy places the organism in Eukaryota, Fungi, Ascomycota, Sordariomycetes, Glomerellales, Glomerellaceae.
AUGAAUUUUAAAUUAAAGUGCUUCGCGGUAGCAGGCGGCGCUAGCGGCAUCGGCGCGGCAACAGUCAAAUUACUCUGGUCACGAGGGGCUUCGGUAGCCGUCGCGGACAUCGAUGCCGAAGGUCUCCGUAAUCUGCGGGAAAAAUUGGAACAAAGCGCUAACCACCCGCUCCAAAAAAUCUUGACAGACGCAGUCGACGUCGUCAACUCGGCCGAGGUUGACGGCUGGAUAGCUCGUGUCGUCAACGAAUUUGGCCAACUCCAUGGCGCAGCGAACGUCGCAGGCAAGGGCGACGGCUACGGACUCCUGGCGGAAAAGACAGACUCCCAGUUCGAUGCGACGAUGAACCUCAACCUGCGCGGCGUCUUCAACUGCAUGAGAGCGGAAUUGAACAACAUGGACGCGGGCGCGAGCAUCGUCAACGUGAGCUCGGGGGCGGGUAUACGAGGGAUACCAGGUAGCAGCCUUUACACUGCUGCGAAACACGGCGUCAACGGCAUGACGAGGGCGGCUGCGAAGGAGUACGCUCCGAAGGGUAUCAGGAUCAACUCGGUAUGCCCCGGAGUGACCAGGACUCCAUUGCUGGAUUUGUCUGGGAAGAAAGAGGCUAUGCAAGAUUUUGUCAAGGGCACUCCUCUAAAUCGGUUGGCCGAGCCUGAAGAGGUAGCCAACGUCAUUGUGUUUUUGCUGAGUGACGAAGCCAGUUUCCAGACUGGGGCUCUCGUCUCGGUUGAUGGGGGAUUCACAAGCUGA